Echinops telfairi (small Madagascar hedgehog) is the source of this 2470-nucleotide messenger RNA. RefSeq names its product tripartite motif-containing protein 5. Bases 216 to 1799 code for a protein of 527 amino acids. The record is from RefSeq and is a predicted model, not a curated record. NCBI's taxonomy places the organism in Eukaryota, Metazoa, Chordata, Mammalia, Afrosoricida, Tenrecidae. Gene Ontology annotation, molecular function: protein binding; zinc ion binding. The transcript is spliced from 9 exons.
CUCACCAUUCCAACCUGCACUGCGCUGCACUCGGGACGGAGGGUGAGCAGACGGUUCGGUUCGUGGAGGCAAAAGCAUAUCAGUACUGUCUGACCUUUGAUUUCUACACAGCCACAUCCAUAUUCUUGCAUUUCUUAAUCUGUCUUGCUCACCAGCCGAAUUACAAGUAGUCUGAGCAAGAAGAUCCUCCAGAGCUGCGUCAGCAGAAAAUAGCAAUGGCAUCGGAGAUCCUGGUAAACCUGUAUGAAGAAGUCACCUGUCCCAUCUGCCUGGAGCUCUUGACGGAACCUCUGAGCCUCGAGUGUGGCCACAGCUUCUGCCAAGCCUGCCUCACCAUGAACAGCCAGAAGUCUACAAUCAGCUCAGAGGACGAGAACAGCUGUCCUAUGUGCCGAAGCAGAUACCAGCCUAACAACCUACGUCCUAAUCGACAUCUGGCCAACAUAGUAGCAAGAUUCAGGGAGGUCAAGGAGCACACGGAGGAGGGGCAGAAACAUGUCUGUGAGCGUCAUGGAGAGAAACUCCUACUCUUCUGUUCAAAUGAUGGAGUGGUUAUAUGCUGGCUUUGUGAACGGUCUCAGGAACACAAAGGGCACAAAACACUGCUUGUCGAGGAGGUUGCCCAGGACUACAAGGUGGAACUCGAGGAGGCUCUGGCAAGGCUGAAGAAGGAGCAAGAGAAAGCUGAGGAUUUGAAAAAUGACAUUAGAGAAGAGAAGGCUUGCUUGAAGAGUCAGAUACAGACUGAAAUAACUACUGUCCAAAAGGAAUUUAAUCGCCUGAGAGUUAUCUUGGACAGUGAGGAGCAGAAGGAGCUACAAAAGCUGCAGAAAGAGGAGGAGGAUUGUCUGCAGAAACUAGAUAAGGGUGAGCAGGAACUGGUCCAGCAGAGCCAGUUGGUGGGAAACCUCAUUUCAGAUAUGGAGCGUCGACUGGAAGCAUCAACAGUAGAGAUGCUGCAGGAUGUAAAUGGCAUUAUGCAAAGGAGUAUAAACUUGAACAUGAGGAGGUCAAAACCUUCUCCCAAGAAACGAAGGGGUGUAUUCAAAGCUCCAGAUCUGAGUGGGAUGUUUCAAAGUUUUAGAGAGCUGACAGAUGUGCAAUGCUACUGGGUAAACAUGACACUGGAACGAAUAAGGCCUCACUCAGGUAUUGCCAUUUCUGAGAAUGGAAUACAAGCAAGACUUACACAAACAGUAUUUGUUCAACCUGAGAAUAUCAAUAAUGUUUUCAGGACAUCUAUAAGAACCAAGACAGGUCAGCAAACUGCUUCAAGUGGAUUACCAGGAGGACGAUUGAUCAUUGAAGACUUAAGUUGUAAUAUCAACAAUGAUUAUGCUCUCAGAGGCUCUCUGAAUAUCAACUCGGGAAAACAUUACUGGGAAGUGGAUCUAAGUAGGAAAACUGCAUGGGCCUUGGGGGUAUACUAUGUCAAAAAUCCUGAUGUCAAGAUGCAAAACUUUGAUGUUAAUCAAUUUGAAGAUUGUUGGUUUCAACGUAGACAUCAGUCUCAACAUGGCUACUGGGGUAUAAGGCUUAGUAAUCCAUCUAAGUAUAUUGUUUUUGAGAACUCUUAUCACCGUAAUCCCUGGCAUUCAAUUCUAUGUCUAAAUGUUCCUCCCUGUCGUGUUGGAGUUUUUCUAGACUAUGAACGGGGCACAAUCUCAUUUUUCAAUGUCUCAAACCAUGGGUUCCUCAUCUACAAAUUCUCUAAUCUUAGCUUCUCUCAGAUUGUUUGUCCUUACUUCAAUCUAAUGAAUUGUGCAGUUCCCAUGUCCCUCUGCUCACCAGGCUCCUGAAUAAUUUUACACCCUCUUUCCCUGUGCUCAUUUCCUACAACAGAAUCCUCUGCCACCAUUCUGAUGUUCUUGGCCUUUCCCUUUUUCAUUGUCAAGUGUCCUUGCCUCAUCCACAGAAUGUACAAAGCAAACAUUGUGCAAAUGUACAGCCACAGAAUGUACAAAGCAAAAAAUAUUGUGCAAAAACACUCAAAAAAACCAUAACUUCUCUGUUUGGGAGCAGAUCCUGAAACUUUUUCUUUCUUAUUUAUAAACAAAAAUGACAAAUUCUUCUAAAAGUAAGAAUAGGAUUGAGUUAUUACCUCCACCAACUCUUUCUGCCCUCAUUUUCCAUGUCACUGAGAGAAGGCAAAGCUUGUCAAUAAAUCAUAGACUGUUUGUAGGGAUUAUUCCCUAAAUGAUGAGUCCUAGGGAUGUUAGUGGAGAAAAAAGCACAAAUAAUAUAUGUAGCAGAAGUGUAAGUUUUGUGACCAGAAUCAAUUUAAAUGGUCUCUCUCUAUACUAGCUCUGAAACUUUGAGUAAGAUGCUUAAGUGGCUGGACUUAUUUUCUAAAAAUCAUUUGGUGAGAAAAGCUGUAUUUAAUGCUUAAAAAAAUCAAUGUAAAAAUGUCAAUAUUAGUAGUAGAGAAAACCCGUUUGUAUCAGCUUAAUAAUAAAUAUGUUUCUGCUUA